Molecule: messenger RNA, 7537 nt
Organism: Lytechinus pictus (painted urchin)
Lineage: Eukaryota; Metazoa; Echinodermata; Echinoidea; Temnopleuroida; Toxopneustidae
Product: suppressor of tumorigenicity 7 protein homolog
Exons: 12
Coding region: 100-1794 (564 amino acids)
Molecular function (GO): protein binding
Source: RefSeq, a predicted model, not a curated record
ACUAUGGUUUAGAUCUUUAUCAAGUGGUACGAGAAAUUUUUCUAAUCGCUACUCACCUAGAGGUACAUACACACGACAGCUAAACCCCUUGAUGACUGUAUGAUGGCCGGUAUUUGGGACAGUUUUGUGGACAAUAUAAAGUCAUUUUUUGCAUGGGUUUGGGUAUAUUUGUGGGUGAUUUGGCUUUUUCUGGUUGGUGUACUUGUCUACAUUCUGAGAUCACCGUUGAAAGUUAUGGAAAACGUGAAUGUUGUUGCAAUGUUCUUGAAUACGCUCACUCCCAAAUUUUAUGUGGCGCUGACAGGGACUUCAUCUCUCAUCUCUGGCUUGAUUCUGAUCUUUGAAUGGUGGUACUUCCGUAAAUAUGGAACAUCGUUUAUUGAGCAGGUGUCACUUAACCAUUUGUCCCCUUGGUUAGGAGGUGCAGAGAAUGGGGGAGGGACUUCUACUGGACAACAGUCACCACCUGAGUGUAAAACAUGGCGGAAUCCACUGAACCUUAUACGAGGAGCAGAGUAUAAUCGGUACAACUGGGUGACGGGGAAAGAUCCAUUGACAUACUAUGACAUGAACCAGUCUGCACAAGAUCACCAAACAUUAUUUACCUGUGAUUCAGAUCCAACUAGACACCAGGAUGAGGUUAUGAUGAAAGCAUGGCGAGAGAGAAAUCCUCAGAAUCGUAUAAAAGCAGCACACGAAGCCUUAGAAAAAUCUGGAGAUAGUGCAACGGCAUUGAUUUUAUUAGCUGAAGAAGAAGCAACGACCAUCGUUGAUACUGAAAAAAAGUUUCGGCAAGCUCUCAAAAUUGCUGAGGCCAACUUCAAGAGAAGUCAGGCUCUGCAACACCACAGCCCGCCUCAUGAGAAAAUACACAGAAGAGAUCUGAAUGUUCUGGUUUAUAUCAAGCGUCGAAUUGCCAUGUGCAUGAGGAAGCUUGGUAGAACAAAGGAAGCAGUGAAAAUGAUGCGUGAUCUGAUUAAAGAGUUUCCAGUAGUCAGCAUGUUUCAGAUCCAUGAGAAUCUCAUAGAGGCCCUCCUGGAGAUGCAGCUCUACGCAGAUGUCCAGGCUCUGCUUGCCAAGUAUGACGAUAUAAGUCUACCCAAGUCAGCCACCAUCUGUUACACAGCGGCGCUCCUCAAAGCCAGAACAGUGUGUGACAAAAACUCCAACAUCCAUAGCAGCUCCCAAAUUUCUCUUUCAUCGUUCAGGUUUUCGCCUGAGAUGGCAUCUAAGCGGGGGCUCUCAACCGCUGAAAUGAAUGCAGUGGAAGCCAUUCAUCGAGCUGUUGAGUUCAAUCCUCAUGUACCAAAGUACUUAUUGGAAAUGAAAAGCCUAAUCUUGCCACCAGAGCACAUCUUGAAGCGAGGGGACAGUGAGGCUAUCGCUUACAGCUUCUUCCACAUUGCACACUGGAAGAGAGUAGAGGGCGCACUUCAGCUUCUUCACUGUACAUGGGAAGGAACGUUUAGAAUGAUCCCCUACCCGCUGGAAAAGGGACACCUUUUCUACCCUUACCCCAGCUGUACAGAGACGGUAGAUAGGGAGUUAUUGCCUUCAGCUUUCCAUGAGGUGUCUGUCUAUCCCAAGAAGGAGCUACCGUUCUUCAUCCUUUUCACAGCAGGGUUGUGUACGUUCACCGCCUCGUUGGCACUCCUAACACAUCAGUUCCCUGAACCCAUGGGUGCUAUUGCAAAAGCAUUCCUCUCAUCUCUGUCGGCACCGUUCAGUUUUGUGAUGGAGAGACUUGAGGGCAUCAUACCAGCAAGCCUCUUACAGCAGUUAACACGUCUGUAAAGACCACCGUCACCACCACCACCAUCAAUCAUCAUCAUCAAGCUAGGGAGAGUUAUUUGAUGUCAUCAUCUGCACCUCUACCGGCUUAAGUUCUCUCACCAACCAACACAAAGUUGCGUAAAAUCCACCACUUUUUACCGGUGGCCUGCGACGGUUGGACUGUAUGAGCUGUGCUAUCAGUGUUUGUGUUUUAUUUUUCUGUUCACGUCAUACAAUGUUGUGUUCGUUUUCAAAUGGUUGGACAUGGCUGUUCCCAGUUCCGCUAUUUUUUUUCUUCUGUUUUCUGUGUCUGUGAAACCUAUUGAACCUUGUGGCUGUUUUCUCUGAGCUUUUGAGAGAGAGAGAGAGAAUCAGUUAUUUACCUGCUCAGCGAAAGAAGAGAAUUGGAAAUGUUGAGGAGUAGGCUAAACAUAAUUUGCAGAAUUCUUAUCUGCACCGUGCAUUCAGACAUUAAACUUGUGGCUUAUUUAAUGUAUUUGCUUGUUGUUUGAAAAUAGCUUAUGAAAAGUGGGCAAAAUGGUUGUUAGAAAGUGAACAAAUAAAUUCUUUUCACUCCUUAGAUUCAAGAAAUUGCUCUGCUAUGUGUCUGUUACUUCUAGGCAUCCUAGAUUUAUCAUAACUUCUUUACUCCAAUUUAGAGAGACUUCAGUUUCCAUUGCCGAGUUGUUUGUAAACAACUUGCUCAACAACAGUCCCUAUAUGUUUGUCCUGGAAGAUUUUCAUAUUUUACACAAUUUUUUUUUCUGCUUAAACCAAGUUCAUAUUAGUAUAUUCCACAACUGGUAAGAUGCAAAGAUUAUCCCACUUUGCAAUAUGAAUUAAUUUUUUGUGGUGAAAGACUAACAAGGAAUUUUGAAUGUUUUUUUUAAUAUGAUUGAUAUCAAGUGUUUUGAAAAAUAGCUAAUGCAAAAAUCUCAGAGGAGGGGUGACUUUAGAUAUCAACAACGGCACACCUCCUUGUCUGUUCUCAAGAGACUUGUCAUAUUCAUCCUGCAGAAAAAAAUAAUCAUCCAGUUCUCCAAGUUUUUGAAAGUGUAAUACGCUUUGAACAGAAGUGGGAAAAUAGCACCCUCCGGUCCUCCCAUUUUCCCCCUUAUCGUGUCUCCACCAUGAGUCUCCCACCCCAAGGUGUGGACUCCUAUAUGCUUUUCUCAUUUUCCUUAACCUGUUCCAUAGGUGGGGCAAUUCAACCCCACCUAUGGUAUGGGUUAAGUUCAUCCCACUUUCUUUUCUCAGUGUUUUUGCAAUGUGGGAUAGCCCCACCUAUAGUACAGGAUUAUUUGGCCCUGCAAAAUAAGAGGAUUACUUGAGCAAUUGCAGUGCUAAGAGAGAUAGUCCAGGGUUAAAUUUGCUAGUGAGAAAUGAAACUCGGCCAAGCCAAGGACAGUGCUUAAUGAAUACCCUAGGGGCAACAGAGCGAGCGCUCUUGUCCAAUCAGAGAUAAGUGCUCAUGAAUGUCCGUAAGAUAUGAAUAGACACAUUUUGCCAAUAGAUCUCAACUAAAUUUCUAAACUAAAGAAUUUUCCUCCAGCAAAGGAGUACUGAAAUCGUUCAUAUUGUCAACUACAUACUUCCUGUCACCAAACACCCCUGUAUUAUUAAACCCAAACUCUAAUCUUACAGAUAUGGGUUAUUAGUUUGAGGUCUCUUGAUAUUUUUUAUUCAUAAUUCAUCAGUUGGUGCUCAUAAGUACAGAUGAAAAAUUGUACAAUACAUGAUUUUUCAUGAAAUGACUUGUACAGCUCAUUUUUGUAGCUGUAUGAAAUGCAUGAAAUUGUGAUGUAUUAACUUUUAAUUUUCUGCUGAUGCCACUUAUCCUUACUUCCUUUCAGUUAUGUUUUAGCCACAAGCUGAUCACAUAUUGCAUGUGGUUAUUUGGAAUUAAAAAAAAAUCUUUAAGACUGGGAUAGAAAGAACAUUAAAUUUUUACUAUUGUGUUGAUAUGAAUAAAUUCAUAUAAAAACAAUAGUAAAAAUUUUAUGUCCUAUUUUUCUUGAUGACUUUUCCACACAAUCCUAUGGGAAAUACUGGUCCCUUCUUAUUUUCAAGCAAGAACACCCUUAUAUUCCAGGUGCAUUGGUUGGGAGUUCUGACAUUUAGAUUUCUUUACCACCCAUGUUAAAAGUUUCCUGUAGGAAAGUCUGAUUGAGCCCAAACCAUGUGUAAAACGAUUAAACUGAAAUUUACAUGUACAAGAAGCAUUUCUCUGAAAAGGAAAAGCUGUUUCAUUUUUAUGUUAUUUACAAUUUAUAACACUGCAGGACAGGGUAUAACAGUACUUAUUUUUUUUGUUCCCUUUACAUCCAACACAUCUAUUGUCAGUCCUGGAGUCUGUCAUUAUUAUUAUUUAUAUUUUCACUACAAGCUACGAGAAAGAGAGGAGUUGGUACAUUGUAAUUGCAGCAUCUUGUUAUCAUUUUUUCUAAAGAUUUUAUUUCAACAGGAACCAUUUUUAAAAAUAUAUAGCCAUCAUUACGAAAUGUCAUUAAAGGCCACUGCACACCCUUUGAGUGGUCUACGACCCAAUUUUGAAAAAAAAACAGCAUUUUAAAUAUUUUCUAAUAAUAUAAUCGGAUAAACUUAUCUUAUUUGAGGUUCAGAAUGCUUCUAUCAAAAUGUUCAAUAAUUGAAGGCCUUUAAGUUUGCAGUAAUGGCUAUUAUUGGCUAAUAAUCAUAGCUAAUCGUAGGAUUAUUGUGAUAUCCUUACGAUUCUGAAUUAAAUUCCUUUUAAUAACUAUGAAGAGGAUUGAAAUCAAUUAGCCAUCAAUAUUCAUUUGAUUAUUCAUUUUAUGAUUCAUAGCUAAGGAAACUGAUACAUUUUCAUUUGAUGAUUCAAAACUACGGAAACUAGUUUGUUCCAUUAUUUAGUCUUCUCAUCUAUUGUUUUAAUUUUUUAUUUACAAUUCGGGUCUUAGGCCAGUCUUAAGGUGUGCAGUGGCCUCAAAGCUUAACAAUAUUUCCUGUGAAUGAUUAGAACAGUAAUAUUCUUGGACAUAAAAACAUGACACUAGGGCUCUGUGACACAAAUCCCAAUGAUUGAUCAUUGUGCUCUUUAAUUGAUCACAUGCAAAUAUCAAUAUUACAAAUCAACUACUAGUAUGUAAUUAGACCAUAUCAAGAAACUUUGUGUGUUACAGUGCCCAGGAGUCCAGAAAAAUAAAAGCAUCACGAUAUUGUUGUAAUUUUUGCAUAGCCAAACCAUAGCUUUAAAUCAUUGUUGAGUUGAAUGUUUAUUCCGAAUGUAACCUUUUGUGUCUUUGGUUAUAAGAUGGAUGUAAUACACACACAAGCACCGGUCAAAAUAUUAGAUAUGUUUAUGUUGUGACAGUUUGCAACACUUCUUGCCAGUACAGUCAGUUUUCUUGUUCUUGAAUGAAUUUCCUUUAUUUGCUACCAACUGAAUAUUUUUAAUUUCAGGUUGUAUUACAGCGCACCUAAAAUAUAUUUGAUAUUUUAAUUUGAUAUCUCAAGCGGGAAACUAGGACUGUAGGCUGUCUGUUGAAUGAUGAUGUCACUUGCCCAUUUCACAUUAGUCUUUUCACCAAUGACACUGUUAAUGUGCAAAAAUUGAUUAAAAAUUAGAAAUUCAUCUUCAAGUACCACUUUGCACAUGACACUUGGUAUUAUAUAUAAUAAUGCACUUUAAAAUGUUUUAAAAUCUUAAAGAUUUAAAAAACUUAGUGGAUAUUCUAAAUAUCUUGUUGAUCGCCACAAGUGCACAGUAACUUUACAGAUAUAUAGUGAUUAUCUAUGAUGUGCAGGCAAACGGAAAUGUUCAGUGAAUGUGUUUAACCCAAGCUGUCUUGUGUGAGAACAGAGACAUUCUGCAUGAUACUGUAUAACAUAUAAGUAAUAUUUACUGAAGUCUGAUUUAAAUGUUUUGAUAUGUUAAAUCAAAUUGGGUUGUUGUCUGCUUCAAUUUUACAAACAGUAAACAUCUUUAAUUUUGAACAGUGGCAAGUUUAAUAAAAAAAUUUGAGAUAUGAGUGAAAACUUCCUAGGUUCCAUACUUCCAGUUGAAUUAGCUUGUCAAAGUUUAGACUUAAUGGCAUGUGUUUGACAUAAUGGCAUCGAUAAACAGGCUCAUAAUAUGCAAAUUUACAAGUAAAAAAUUUUAUCUGGGUAAUAAUGAUGAUAUGAUCUUUACAUUGGUUUUAUAAAAUUAUUGGUUAUAAAUUCUGAUCGCAUCUGUUGUUUCAUUGAAUCUUUCUUAAACAUAUUUCUUAUCAUGGAAAUUGACUCUAAUUUGUUUGAGCCAUAUCCGAGACAUACAAUCAUGAAAACAAGUACUUUGUAUCUAUUUUUCUUUUUGAGAGGUUUAUUUCAUUAUAUAUUGCAUUAUUCAUAUUUCUAGAAGUGAAACUUGUGUUUGUUUAAUAGUCACAGCACUUAAGAAAAUGAUACCACCAAGAAAUAUUCAGCAUAGAUGUGAGUAAUUCAGAAUGGUAUGAAAGGUCUUAAAAAGUUAUUGCAACUCUGGCUCUUCAAAGUCUAGGGGGUGUUGCAAGAAAAUAUUUUCAAUCAAUUGCAAAUUUCAGAUGCAAAUCUCCAAGUGAUAAAUCAAAUUAACUCAAGCAAACCACUUUAUACUUGCUGAUUCAGUUACAAGAAACAGACCAGCAAUCAAUUGCAAAUUUGAAACUUAUUUCAAGACUUAAAAUUGAUCUGGAUGCCUUAAAAAUUGAUUUUGAGUUUGAAAAUUUAGUUCUUGCAGCACUCCAUAAGAAUUCUAAUAUUUUUAUGGAUUGGAAUGUUGGAAAUCAAGCAGUCUGUCUAUUUGUACGGUAAUGUAUAAUGUAAGCCAUUAAUACCAAAGAUAAUUUUUAAACUGUAACAUCAUACUUCCACAGGUGUUAUUAAGCAUCAAGUUUAAUACACAUUGAUCGGGUUCAUUCUGUUAUAAAUCAGACAUAGUCAUCAGUAUUCAUUGUAGGAAAUCUGUAAGUAGACAGUUAAAGUGACAUCAUGAUUCAUGAAUGAAAAUCAGUAAGAUGAGCAUUUCUUAGGGACUAAUGAGAUACACAAAUUCACACAAAUUGAAAUAGUACUAUAUAGGUUUGUGCUUUAAAAUAGAUUAUGAAAAUGUUCCAACGAAGAGCGAUGCUUAUCCUUUUGAAAGUCAAGUCAACUGAACAUAUCAUAUUUUGUUAUGUGAUCUUGCCUUCUCACAAAGAAAUGUUCAGUUCUUUCCAUACGCCCCCUUCCCUUACAGGGACCUAGAUACACAUGGCUCUACAUUUAUUGUGGUAUUUGGCCUUCUUGCUUUGAUUUUUUUUUUUAUCCUGGUAUAAACAUCACAAUUUAGUACUCCCUCUCUAGGCAUCAAGUCGAUAGGUUUAAUCUGUCAUAAUUUGUGUGAAGGAAUUGAAAACAUGAAUAGGGAAAUUAUUCAUGAAUUUUAUAGCCACGAGAAGCACAUUUGGUCUUCUGUGCUAUAGAUUUCUAGAUGUAUGUUUGUGUCUAUGCUUUUCUGUCUGUGAUUGUUAAACAUCUAAGAUGCAAACACUCAAGAAGGUAGUGUCUAUUCUAAUGCUUCCCUUCAUCCUCUCUCGUUUUUUUUUUCAUUAUUAUGAUUUUUUCAAUGCUUCCUUUUUCUUCCGUUGCAUCAUUUUGAAUGUUUCAAUUUUUGUUCAGAUGUUAUAUUUAAGAGAUCUUCUGAUGAGGAGUGAAAAGAAUUUCUGUGUUACAUGUUGAAAUGCUGUCUGAUGCAAAAAAGUAUUAAAAAAAACCAGAAUGACAAGAA